This is a messenger RNA of Annulohypoxylon maeteangense, 2014 nucleotides long. Its product is annotated as major facilitator superfamily domain-containing protein. The transcript is spliced from 7 exons. Gene Ontology annotation, biological process: transmembrane transport. The coding region runs from base 375 to 1910 and encodes 511 amino acids. The record is from RefSeq and is a predicted model, not a curated record. Gene Ontology annotation, cellular component: membrane. Gene Ontology annotation, molecular function: transmembrane transporter activity. NCBI's taxonomy places the organism in Eukaryota, Fungi, Ascomycota, Sordariomycetes, Xylariales, Hypoxylaceae.
CGACUAUUUUUGACAAAGAUGUCUGUAAUAAGGCAAGUAAAUCGUAGCAAAGAUCUGCUAUACUCCGCAUUGCCUUACCCCAAAUACCCAAAUAAUAUCGCAGAUGCGGGGAGCGCGUUAGAACUAGAAUCAAUCUGGGCGGGUCGCGGUUGGGGGACUGGUAAUAAAACCGUUGUCGUCUUAGCGCACGGGGUCGACGCCGUUAUUACGGUCCAGGGGGCUCGGCAAGUUACGACGGACUCAUGUUACCUAACAAUCGCGUUGGUGAUAGCAUGAUGUAAGUGCGCCGUAUGAUUAAUAAAUAAACAUCCCCGAGCCUCGUCAUCUUCUUGUUCCACCUCCCUCACCUUUGCACAAUCUCGGAAACCUUCAAGAUGGCAGCAAACGACAAAGCCAGCGAUAAUGAUGCUACUCGUAUCGCCUCUGUCGGCGAUGAUGACAUGGUCAAAUAUGAUCUCGAGCACUCCGAACAAACUGCGGAAGAUGCAGUUGAGAAACCAGAGAGCAUUCGAGAUAUGAGCGCCGAAGAGAUCAGGAAACUUGAGAUAAAGAUGGUCCGCAAGAUGGAUUUGGUUAUCAUGCCGAUCAUGGGAAUAUUAUAUAUUCUCAAUUACGUCGAUAGAUCCGCUCUUGCUGCUACCAAGGUCUACGGAAUUAUGGAAGACCUAGGAAUGUCUACGACGGACUUCGCAACUGUCAUAUCGAUCCUUUUCGUGGGCUACAUACCCUUCCAAAUUCCGAGUAACUUGUUAAUGACGAAGAUUCCUCGUCCUGGGUUAUAUAUAUGCAGUGCAGCCGUCGUAUGGGGUUGUGUCAGUGCUGCUACGGCUGCCGUUAAAUCGUACCAGGGGCUUUUGGCGAUCCGCGUAUUCCUUGGCGUCACCGAGGCCGUCUUCUUCCCGGGUGUCAUCUACUUCCUCAGCGCUUGGUAUACCAGAAACGAACUCGGAAAGCGUCUCGCUGCUUUAUUCAUGUUCCAGAUGGUCGGAUCCGCGUUCGGCGGUUUUAUCGCAGCGGCUUGCCUGACUCUAGAUGGACGUUACGGCAUUUCGGGGUGGAGAUGGCUGUUCAUCGUCGAAGGUUCGGUUACCGUGGGGUGUGGACUUCUGUUCGCGUUACUCAUGCCCGAAUAUCCACACAACGCUCGUCUUCUUACCCCCGUGGAGCGCGACUUCGCUGUAUGGAGACUCGAAGUAGAGGCUGGCGCGGGAGAAGCUCACGAGGAUACGAGCACACUGGGAUCGUUCAAGCUUGCGAUGCUCGAUGGAAAGAUUUGGACGAUGGUCCUUUGCAUGGGUUUUCUCCAGGCUAUGGGAUCAUCUGUGAAUUUCUUCCCGUCCAUCGUAGAGACUCUUGGCUUCAACCGGAUAAACACGAUGCUUUUAACUGCGCCGCCUUACAUCCUCGCCGCGAUCGUAUUCUACGGAAUAUCAUAUUUGUCUGACCGGAAAAACAUGAUCUACCCAAUUAUAGUUGGGUGCCUUGCUUUCGCCAUCCUCGCAUACUCAGUCGCUCUCGGAACAAUCAAGAUGGGCCCGCGUUACUUUGCUAUGAUGCUCAUGCCGUCCGUUUGCACCGGACCCCAAAUUAUGAUAUACAAAACGAUGAACGUACAUAUGGCCCGACCCUACCCGAAACGAGCAGCCGGUGUCGCCAUGAUCAAUGCUAUUGGAGGCCUUUCGAAUGUCUGGGCUUCGUACCUAUAUUUCAGUGCCCCUCAUUAUUCCGCCGCCUUUGGAACCUUGCUUGGAUGUACAAUCGCCUUCUUCAUCACCAUCACUGGUUAUUCCAUUUACGUGCGACGUAUUAACAAGCUCCUCUCUGGAACUCCUGAAGAACAGCGUCGUGCGAUGAAGAGCGGUGUUACUCAACAGCAGAUUGACCUCGGAUGGCGGUAUAUUGGGUACUAAUAUGGAAAGCUCAAUAUAUUAGGUAUCUAAGGGUUAAGAAUUAGCUUUAUAAUUGUGUAGAUAGGUACUUUUGUAGAGUUGAAUUUAAAUAUGUGAAGAACGAA